Molecule: messenger RNA, 1737 nt
Organism: Rhodotorula toruloides NP11
Lineage: Eukaryota; Fungi; Basidiomycota; Microbotryomycetes; Sporidiobolales; Sporidiobolaceae
Product: amyloid beta precursor protein binding protein 1
Exons: 9
Coding region: 1-1737 (578 amino acids)
Biological process (GO): protein neddylation
Cellular component (GO): cytoplasm
Molecular function (GO): NEDD8 activating enzyme activity
Source: RefSeq, a predicted model, not a curated record
AUGGCGACCGAAGACGCGCUUGCGCCGCCCGUGCAGGACGCUGUCGCCGUCCCAGACUUCCCCGUCAAGCCCUCGGACAGGCCUUCCUCGAAGCAGCAGCGCUACGACAGGCAGCUCAGGCUUUGGGCGUCGUCCGGGCAGAGUGCGCUCGAGAACGCCCACGUCCUCGUCGUCAACGGGAACGCGACCGCCACGAGCACGCUCAAGAACCUCGUCUUGCCAGGCGUAGGCAGGUUCACCGUACUGGACUCGGUCGCCGUCGACGAGUCUGACCUCGGCGCCAACUUCUUCAUCGACCCCUCGAGCGUCGGCAAACCCAAGGCGGAAGAGGUCGUCAAGUUUCUGCUCGAGCUGAACGGGGAUGUGCAGGGAGAGGCGCUUGUCCAUCCCCUCUCUUCCCUCUCCGACCUCUCUCCCUACUCCCUCAUCCUCGCCGUCGAUGUCGCUUCGCCUUCCGAACUCCUCUCACUCGCCGACGCAGCAUGGAAGCAGGACAUUCCCCUCAUCAAGGUCGAGACUUGCGGUUUCUACGGCACCCUGAGAACGCAGGUCAAGGAGUUGACGAUCGUCGAGACCCACCCCGAAUCCAUCGUCGACCUCCGCCUCUCGCAUCCCUUCCCCGCCCUCGUCGAGCACGCCAACUCGUACGACUACUCGUCGAUGGACACCGAACAGCACGGACACGUUCCCGCUGUAAUUGUGCUCAUCAAGGCACUCGAGGAGUGGAAGGCGAGCCAUGGCGGCCAAGUUCCCACCGGAUCGGCUGAGAGGAAGGCGUUCAUGAACGGCGUCAUGAAGCAGAAGGUGCAGUCGGACGAGGAGAACUUUGACGAGGCGGUGACGCUGUACAGGCGCGCGGGCACGAAGCACGGGAUUCCUUCCGACGUCCAGGUGCUCUUCGACGACCCGGCUUGCGAAAACGUCUCUUCCUCUAGCCCGAACUUCUGGAUCCUCGUUCACGCUCUUCGCGCCUUCGUUCGCCAUCCCUCCAACCCCUCGAACCUCCUUCCUCUUCCCGGCGCUCUUCCCGACAUGAAAGCCUCAUCGUCCGGCUACGUCACCCUCCAAACGCUCUACAAGGGUAAAGCGCGUGAAGACCUCGCGCUGGUCAAGCACCUCGUUGGUGAGACGCUUGACCGUGUCGGACUCGAGAGGAGCAGGAUCGCGGAUGAGGAGGUCGAGACGUUUGUCAAGCAUGCGGCGUGGCUGAAGGUCGUCAGGGGGAGGAGCUUGAGGGAGGAGGAGAACGACUGCUCCUUGAAGGGAAAGAUCGGCUCGACUCUCUCAGCCGCCCCGUUCCAGCAACCGCCCGACUCGUCGCUUUACAUUUACGCAGCCCUCCGCUCCGCCUCGACCUUCCUAACCCUGCACAACCGCUACCCCGGCUCGUCUCUCCCCUCUGCCGCUCCGUCGGCCGAAGCAGAUUCGUCGGUCGACUGGGAAGCGGACGCUGCGGCGCUCGCGAAGAUUGCGGUCAAGCUGGUGGAGGAGUGGAGCGAGGGGGAGGACCUCGCGAGCAUGGGCAUCGAUGCGGAGCAGUGGAAGGAAGACUUGACGAAGGUGUGCAAGGAAGUCGCCCGCGCUCCGCCUUCGACGACCCUCCCGCAGACUUCGGCUCUCCUGGGCGGUCUCGUCGCGCAAGAGGCAAUCAAGGUCAUCACGAAGCAGUACAUCCCGCUCAACGGGACGUGCGUGUGGGACGGCAUCAGGAGCGGGACGGGCAUCGUUGAUGCUUGA